Molecule: messenger RNA, 636 nt
Organism: Parnassius mnemosyne (clouded apollo)
Lineage: Eukaryota; Metazoa; Arthropoda; Insecta; Lepidoptera; Papilionidae
Source: the annotation of a GenBank genome assembly
AUGUGUGUAAGAACAUUGUACCAAAGCGAUGUUAACACCGCUGUAGGUCGUGGGGUGAUGCCAAGCGUCAAGUUGGCGCUGGACCACGUCAACGAGCACGACUCCGUGCUCCGCAACUACCGCUUGCACAUGUGGUGGAACGACACUGAGUGCAAUGCAGCUGUUGGCGUGAAGUCUUUCUUCGACAUGAUGCACAGCGGUCCACACAAGUUGAUGCUGUUCGGCGCCGCUUGCACCCACGUCACCGAUCCCAUCGCGAAGGCAUCCAAACACUGGCACCUUACUCAGCUGUCAUAUGCCGACACCCAUCCGAUGUUCACCAAGGAAGCGUUUCCAAACUUCUUCCGUAUCGUGCCCUCGGAGAACGCUUUCAAUUUGCCCCGUAUCAGAGUGCUGCAGCACUUCAACUGGACGAGAGUGGGAACCAUCUACCAGAACGAACCGAGAUAUGCUUUGGCUCAUAACCGUCUGCUGGCAGACCUGGAUGUGCAUGGCUUCGAAAUAGACGAGACGCAGAGUUUCGCAACAGAAGUCAGAAGUGCGCUGGCCAAACUCAAGGAGAGAGACAUCCGAAUAAUCCUCGGAAACUUUAACGAGACUUGGGCAAUGAGAAUAUUCUGCGAGGCUUACAAGUAA